GUAUACACACCCACCCACAUACAAACACACACACACACUGGCCCUGAGCAAGAACUGUCAGAACUGGAACUUUGAGCUGUACUGUAGGUGGAAUGUCAAAGUGCUUGUGCGAAAGACAGAAAGCUGUAUAAGGCAUUAAGUGGCGUGAACUUUCAAGAAAGGAAAAGAGAUUUAAAGCAAACAAAAGAGACGGAUCCUACAAAUGUAACUUGGUUGAGAAGAGAAAGAAUCAAAGGUGUUGAGAAGAUGGUGCGGCAAUCUCGCCUAUGCAGGAGGGCCUUUCCUGAGCCUUGAUUCCAGUUUGAUUCCCUCAAGGGUUGAAUGGGAGAGACGGGCAAGAUGACGUCUGUACACACUCUUGGCCUGGUAUUGGUGGAGUUUGAAUAUGAAUAUGAGGGCCGUGAUGGCCACAUGGUGUGCAUUAAACCCAACGAGCGCUACAUCCUCCUGGCCAAAACAAAUGAUCACUGGUGGCAUGUGUGCAAAGAUGAACGAGCCAAGCCAUUUUAUAUCCCUGCGAAAUAUGUAAAAGAGCUUCCGCCCAACAUUCCUUCACCUCUAGACUACAGAGAGCCUCCAGGUCCUGAUGUGAAGCCUGCGGUGCCUGACCUCACCGAGACCCGCAAAGCAGAUGAGGUGACAAUUAGACUUCGCUCCAAAGGGAACUACCACAAGACAGAAAACCGCAUGUCAACGUUUGGGGUUCCUUUGGACUUACACGAGCCCCCUUCUUACAAACACGGCGGACCUUCAGAUUCUCUCAUCUCCCUGAGCUCGGUUUCUGCUUCAGAUUCAUCGAAGCAGAAGAAGAGGAUGAGUCAUGCACCUAAUCUGCUCUUCGGGUCUCAUAAUAAUCUACCAACCGAAUUGGUGCCUGAUAAAUUUAGAGUGCCGAGUUUCAGCCCAGCCGAUCCUCUACAUAGACCUAUCCCUGCCAAACCAGUGGAGAUCCCCAUCAUCAAGAACUUAAAUGAGACCAAGCCCCACCGGAAAUCUCCUGAAUUGGAGUCGCCGAUAGAGCCUGAAAGUGAAAGUUCCAGUUCAGAACCAAUGCCAUCACCAGAUUCUGAGAAUAUUUAUGAAUCCAUAUCUGACCUAAAUAUAGAUCUCUCAUUACUUACUGACAAGGAACCAGCUGGAUUGCCAGAUGCUCAGACCACCACAUCAUCCUUACCUCCAUCAAUAAAGACGGACAAUGAUCCCACCACAGCACUGUAUGCAAACGUUGCAGACAUAAAGAAGAACAUUCCUCGCUCCUCAAACUCCUCCGUCUCCACCUGCUCCUCUCCUGGCAUCACCCUCAGUCCUGCCCCAGACUCCAUCUCUCCGCCCAGCUCGGCCGAAUGGCGAGUUCACACUGACCACGACAGCGGUAAGGAGUUCUACUACCACCCGGCCACAGGACAAAGCAGCUGGUCUGACCCCCGCAGCCCUCAGCCGGGAGCAGGAAUGGAGUCUGUGAUGGCCCCCGUGCCUGCGUCCAGCCCACCCUCGGCACGCUCCGACUGGGAGCAGCUUUUGGAUGAGGCCACUGGGAGACAUUAUUAUUAUAAUCAUGCCUCCAAUGAAACUUCUUGGACUGCCCCUGAGCCAUCAGCACCUGCUUCCUCCAAGCAGGGGCCACACAGUCAGGACAAGGACAAAGAGCGGCCGCCUCCUUUGCCAGAAGAGGACUACCCAAAAAAUCAACAUGAGGAAUCUCAUAUUUCAUUUCAGCUCCCUAAGGAUUUCCAAUUGCCUCAAAUCAAGCGCGCCGUCAUCCCAAGGGCUGUUAUGGACACAAAUAAAGAUGUCCCCACGGGCUGGACUCAGUCUGUAGGGACUGAUGGGAAAUCUGUGUUCACAAGUGAACUCACACAUGAACAGUGGAUCCAGUCUAAAGAUGAAAAAGGAAAGUUGUAUUACUACUCAAAAGACGGGUCUAAAUGCCAGUGGACCCUUCCAGAGGCUUCAGUUCCACCCGGUCAGCCGAUGAAUGGAAAUGGAGUAGAACAAGAUGGUCCACCUGUUUUGAACAAUUGGAGAUACACUCAGUUCAACAUAUCUCAGGAGGACCUGAAAUUUUCCCCCUCGCACAGGCGGAUCGCCUCUGACAAUGCCAGUGAUGCAUCCAGCUCAGGGAAUUCACCAGAAUCACAGCACUAUGACAAAAAGUUCAGACGGCGGAGGAACCUGUCAAGUUACAGCACCGAUUCACAUUCUCAUCAUUCAUCACUGGAGAAGGCAGGGAUUCUCAACAAGACCAAAGUGGCUGAGAAUGGAAAAAGGCUGAGGAAAAACUGGGCUCAGUCGUGGACUGUUCUUCAUGACGGUGUACUCACUUUCCACAAAGACCCCAAAUUUGCACCUGCUGGGAUGUCUAGCAAGACCAAUCAGAUUGUCCCUGAGUACACUGUAGAACUAAAAGGGGCGACUUUAUCAUGGGCGUCUAAAGAAAAGUCAAGCAAGAAGAACGUUCUCGAGCUCAAGACACGUCAUGGCUCUGAGUAUCUGAUACAGUACGACACAGACAGCAUCAUUCAAGACUGGCAAAAGAUCAUUUUGGACACCAUCAAACUGCUGCAUGAACACGGCCAUAACUCAGAGGAUGAAGCAGAAGACGUCCCGGAAAAAUCUCCAUUGCCUGCAGAUAAAGAAAAGAAGCCUGAAGCUGCGAGACUGAGUUCUACAAGUAGCAUAGACACAGACCAGGGCCGUGUUCGCACCAAACUGCGCAAGUUUCUCCAGAGGCGGCCCACCCUGCAGUCCGUCAAAGAGAAAGGCUACAUUAAAGAGAAUGUGUUUGGCUGUCACUUAGACACCCUCUGUCAUCGAGAAAACACAACUGUGCCCAAGUUUGUGGAAAAAUGCAUCCGAUCAGUUGAGAAAAGAGGUCUCAAAAUAGAUGGAAUCUACAGAGUGAGCGGAAACCUUGCUGUCAUUCAGAAGCUGCGAUAUAAAGCUGACCAUGAGGAGGAUCUGGAUCUGGAGGAUGGCCAGUGGGAGGAGAUCCAUGUGAUCACUGGAGCUUUGAAGCUUUUCCUACGUGAACUUCCUGAGCCCCUUUUCCCUUUCAGCUUUUUUGAUAAGUUCAUCGCUGCUAUUCAAAUUAGUGACUACAGCCAGAAAGUUUCAUACAUUCGAGAUCUGGUGAGAAAUCUGCCUCUGCCCAACCACGACACCAUGGAGGUUCUCUUCAGACAUCUCCGCAAGGUGAUUGAGCAUGGUGAGAUGAACCGCAUGUCUGUCCAAAGCACGGCAAUUGUGUUCGGCCCAACACUGCUGAGGCCACAGGAGGAGUCCAACAUCACCAUGCACAUGGUCUUCCAGAACCAGAUUGUGGAGCUCGUACUCAACGAGUUCAAUGAGCUUUUCCAGACCAAAUGAAAUCUCCCUAUGGAAGGAAAGGAAAUGCAUUGAUCAAUGCCUUCAUUUCCAUUAUCCCUGAAAUAAAUGUCUGUCUUCUGAUUGGAUAUUGACUGCCCAGAUCAAUUAAUAAGUGCCUUCUGAAACAUCAAGAGCUUCUGCAUCUCGAAACUCUUGUUCCUGAAUGCCGUCUGUGUUAUUUUUUGGUACUGCCAAAAAACUCAAGGGAUCAUCAGCUGAUACGAUCAAAUGGAUUUUAAUAAGAACAUCUAGUUUAUCAAGGUGUUAUGCUUGGGAUGAGACAGCAGUAGAGUUCUCAGUUAGACAUUACUAUACUUAAAAUGGAUAUUAGGCAAGCAGAGCACGUGUGUAUAUGUUACUGAAUAAUAUACUGUAUAUUAUUGCUACUCACCCAAAACUGUUCCUGUGGAACAACAAAAGAGCUUUUAGUUAGCUAAACAAACAUUUAAUUGUAUUUUUUUCUGUGAGAUUUCUGCGCAGUUUUUGAACUAACAAAUUACCACAAGGUAUGGACAUUUGCCUCAUGUAUAAUUUUUUUCUCUGGAAAAAAAAUAAAAAGAAACUUCAGCUUUAAAGUGCUCAAUAAUCACUAAUGUGGAAAAAGCACUGGCUGUUGAACUUAUCUGUGGAUGAAAAAGGGGGGAAGGAGUUUUAUUAAUAAUACCCUGUAUGACUAACAUUCUUCCACUGUCUGUAAUUCUUCAAGCUCGAAUAUUGUCUAAAAAAACAAAAACAAAUGCUGACAGUACAAUGUACUGAAGUGAAAAUGGAUAUAAUGAACAUUAUGCAGCAGAGUAAAAUGUGCAUUUAAAUUGUGUUAAAUACAAACUGCAGAUGUAGACUAAAGCUGUACAUAUUUUAAAUAGGUUGUUUAUAUAAAAAUGUGGGUAAGAAAUAAUUAGCAGUUUUAUCACAGAGACAUGUUCUGUAAAUAAAAAGGAUAGCAUAUUUAAUUAUAUGCAAAUAUGUGCAUAGUUUUUACACUGGUAAUUACUGAAUAUACAGUAAAGGAAAUGGAUCAACAUGUUUUUAACAUUAUGAAAGUUCAUAUAUUUUGAAAAUAUGAUAACAUGUAUGUACGUCAGUUUUAAACAGUGAACAGAUAUCAUCACUUUACUAGAUUAACGCAAUGUGAGAAAUUAUAAAUAAAUAAUGGUGCCUUCUUUUUCACUU
This is a messenger RNA of Danio rerio (zebrafish), 4539 nucleotides long. The record is from RefSeq and is a predicted model, not a curated record. Lineage: Eukaryota; Metazoa; Chordata; Actinopteri; Cypriniformes; Danionidae.